Messenger RNA from Mycena indigotica, 1626 nucleotides. RefSeq lists its product as uncharacterized. Bases 1 to 1626 code for a protein of 541 amino acids. The transcript has a single exon. Gene Ontology annotation, molecular function: protein binding. The record is from RefSeq and is a predicted model, not a curated record. Lineage: Eukaryota; Fungi; Basidiomycota; Agaricomycetes; Agaricales; Mycenaceae.
AUGAGAUCAGGAGCACAGAUUGAUGUGGUUUCUAGUAAACAUGGGACAGCACUGCAUGCUGCUGCAUCUGGGGGCCACACAGAUGUUGUUCAGAUUCUGGUCAGGGCAGGGGCACAGAUUGACUUGGUUGCUGGUCAUCAUGGGACAGCGCUCCAAGCUGCUGCAUAUAGGGGCCACACAGAGAUUGUUCAGAUUCUGGUCAGGGCAGGGGCACAGAUUGACUUGAUUGCUAGUCAUCAUGGGACAGCUCUCCAGGCUGCUGCAUCUUGGGGCCACACAGAAACUGUUCAGAUGUUGAUUAGUGCAGGAGCACAUAUUGACAUGGUUUCUGGUAAACAUGGGACAGCGGUGCAUGCUGCUGCAUCUGAGGGCCACAUAGACAUCAUUCAGAUUCUGAUCAGUGCAGGUGCACAGAUUGACUUAGUUUCUGGUGAAAAUGGGACAGCUCUCCAUGCUGCUGCAUCUGGGGGCCACAUAGAAACUGUUCGGAUUCUAAUCAGUGCAGGUGCACAGAUUGACUUGGUUGCUGGUAUAUUUGGGACAGCUCUCCAUGCUGCUGCAUCUGGGGGCGACAUAGAAACUGUUCAGAUUCUAAUCAGUGCAGGUGCACAGAUUGACUUGGUUGCUGGUAUAUUUGGGACAGCGCUGCAUGCUGCUGCAUCUGAGGGCCAUAUAGACAUCAUUCAGAUUCUGAUCAGUGCAGGGGCACAGAUUGACUUAGUUUCUGGUGAAAAUGGGACAGCUCUCUAUGCUGCUGCAUCUGGGGGCCACAUAGAAACUGUUCAGAUUCUAAUCAGUGCAGGGGCACAGAUUGACAUGGUUUCUGGUAAACAUGGGACAGCACUGCAUGCUGCUGCAUCUGAGGGCCAUACAGACAUUGUUCAGAUUCUGGUCAGGGCAGGGGCACAGAUUGACUUGAUUGCUAGUCAUCAUGGGACAGCUCUCCAAGCUGCUGCAUAUAGGGGCCACACAGAUGUCGUUCAGAUUUUGAUCAGCGCAGGGGCACAGAUUGACUUAGUUUCUAGUGAACAUAGCACAGCUCUCCAUGCUGCUGCAUCUUGGGGCCACAUAGAAACCAUUCAGAUGUUAAUCAGUGCAGGGGCACAGAUUGACGUGGCUUCUGGUAAACAUGGGACAGCGCUGCAUGCUGCUGCAUCUGAGGGCCAUAUAGACAUUGUUCAGAUGCUGAUCAGUGCACAGGCACAGAUUGACUUAAUUUCCAGUGAAAAUGGGACAGCCCUUCAGGUUGCUGCAUAUAUGGGCCACACAGACACUGUUCAGAUGUUGAUCAGUGCAGGGGCACAAAUUAACUUGGUUGCUGGUUAUUAUGGGACAGCUCUCCAUGCUGCUGCAUCUGGGGGCCACACAGACAUUGUUCAGAUUCUGGUCAAUGCCGGGGCACAGAUUGACUUGGUUGCUGGUGAUUAUGGGACAGUUCUUCAUGUUGCAGCAUCUAUGGGCAAUACAGACAUGGUUCACAUUCUGAUCAGUGCAGGAUCACAGAUUGACUUGGUUGCUGGUUUGUUUGGGACAGCUCUCCACGCUGCCCUAUGGUAUGGCCACACAGAAACUGUUCAGAUUCUGCUCACAGCAGGGGCCCAGAGUUCAGUGCAUAACCCUAAUUGA